Linum trigynum is the source of this 3782-nucleotide messenger RNA. The record is from the annotation of a GenBank genome assembly. NCBI's taxonomy places the organism in Eukaryota, Viridiplantae, Streptophyta, Magnoliopsida, Malpighiales, Linaceae.
ACAAAUUACAUUUAUAAUACUUAACCCACAUAGUUUUUUGCAAUAUGGGCCAGAUCUGAACCAAGAACCGUUAUUGGGCAUCGGCCCAUUAGAUGUAACCAUGGGUUGGGUUUCGAGAUGCGAAUCAGUGGAGGAAUCCAGAUCCAUGUGGAAUUUUAUUCCAACAAAUAAAAAGAAGGAAAUCAUUAUUAAAUAAAAAGGAAAUUAAAAUAUUUAGUGAAGGUUACAAAAACCCUAGUGCUUGCUGCCGUAUAUCUACUCUCGUGUUGUCGCCCAUCAGUAGAAGUCGUCUUUCCGCGCUCUCUCUGCUUCUGCUUUGCCGAAGAACGCUCGUCCUUCAUAGCAAGUCAUUCUAUCUCUUCCUGUAUUGCUCUAAGUUGUUGCUGUUCGAUCUUCGUUUCUUUGGCUGGCUGCUAAUGGGACUGAUUGCUCCGGCAUAGUUGAGCUUUUUCCAUAUCUCUGAUUGUCCUCUCCUCCUGGUUUUCAGAUCUGUGAUCGGCGAGGCUACGUUUUCUCGGCAGCCAAACAAUGGCCUUGAAACUGUAUGUAGGGUAUCCGGGGAACAAAAAUGCAAACAAGGCUCUUAUUGCUGCAGAGUAUUCUGGUGUGAAGAUUUCUAUUGCUGAGAAUUUUGAGAUGGGUGUAACUAAUAAGACUCCUGAAUUUCUCAAAAUGAACCCUAUUGGAAAAAUUCCGGUCCUGGAGACACCUGAGGGUCCUGUUUUCGAGAGCAAUGCUAUUGCUCGAUAUGUUGUCAAGUUGAACGCUGACAACCCUCUCUUUGGUUCUUCUGCAAUUGAAUAUGGCCAAAUUGAGCAAUGGAUUGACUUCUCAUCUUUGGAGAUUGAUGCCAACCUGAUUAGUUACUUUAAAGCUAGAAUGGGAUGGACUCCUUAUUUCCCUGCUGUUGAGGAAGCUACAAUUGCUUCAUUGAAGAGAGGUUUUGAAGCAUUGAAUACUCAUCUUGCCUCAAGGACCUACCUGGUUGGCGAUUCAGUCACUUUAGCUGACAUUGUCAUGGCAUGUAACCUGUACCUGGGUUUUGCCAGACUCUUGCCCAAGAGCUUUACCUCGGAAUUCCCCCAUGUUGAGAGAUACUUUUGGACUGUCGUCAAUCAACCAAAUAUUAAGAAGGUUAUUGGGGAUGUCAAGCAAACUGAUUCUGUCCCACCUGUUGAGUCUGCCAAGAAACCUGGUCAAGAAAAGGAGAAGGCAAAGCCCAAGGAGGCACCAAAGAAAGAAGCGAAAAAGGUGGAGCCUGCUAAGCCUGCCGCUGAUGAGGUAGAAGAGGCACCAAAGCCUAAAGCCAAAAAUCCUCUUGAUUUGUUGCCACCAAGUAAGAUGGUUUUGGAUGACUGGAAGAGGUUGUACUCCAACACCAAGUCCAACUUCCGUGAGGUGGCCAUCAAAGGCUUCUGGGACAUGUAUGACCCUGAGGGCUAUUCACUGUGGUUCUGUGACUACAAGUACAAUGAUGAGAAUACCGUGUCAUUCGUCACUCUGAACAAGGUCGGCGGGUUCCUCCAGAGGAUGGAUUUGGCUAGGAAGUAUGCAUUUGGGAAGAUGCUGAUCAUCGGCGGGCAGCCACCAUUCAAGGUGAAGGGGUUGUGGCUCUUCCGUGGGCAAGAGAUCCCUCAGUUCAUCAUGGAUGAGUGCUAUGACAUGGAGCUCUACGAGUGGACGAAAGUUGACAUCACCGAUGAAGCCCAAAAGGAGCGUGCCAGCCAGAUGAUUGAAGACUUCGAGCCAUUCGAGGGAGAGCCUCUGUUGGAUGCCAAGUGCUUCAAAUAGAAAGUGAAUGAAUUAAAAUGCAUCAUACUCUUGUUAAUUUAAGUCAUGUUGGGAUUGACCCAAGUUCUUUUUGUAGUGAGUGAGUUUUUGUUUGUUUUGAAGCAUUUCCUGCUGUGGUGAUGCGAAAGGCUGUUUUGAAACCUUGAAUCAUAUAGAUCAGCAACUUUUGAUGAUUGGUAAGGUAUUUGUCGCUCGACGCCAUUUUGAUAUUCUGCCGAACCUUAUAGGUUUAAGGGCUUUGUUACUACAUAAAUGCAAAACUACUUUGCAGGUGAGAUUUCUUAUUAGGUUUCUAAGAAUUGACACGCUAAUUACACGCAGUUAACUACCACAUUUCUCAAAAAUGUCACUCUAAUUACAUGGCCUGGUAAUGAACAUCGACAUGGGAUCCAAUGUGGUUGAAGAGACGAACUCUCUUCCAACCUCAUGCAGCAGAUAAAUCUUGUGAAUGGAAGUUACAAUAACACGUGAAACUUAGGGGUUGUUUGGAAGCUGUGAUUCUUUAAAUUCAUGUAUUGGGUCAAUUAGUGUAUUGUCAUUUAAUGUAGGGUAAAUACAAUUUAAUAUCCAAACCUUUCAUUUUAAACAAUAUAAUAGCCAAACCUUUUCGAAAACAAUCUAAUAUCCAAAUCGUCAACUUUCCGUUCGUUUGACCGUUAGUUGACACUUCAAAAAAGCUUUGUUUAGAGGAAAUUGUCACAAUACAACUUUGUUUCUUGUUUUGGCAUUGCAGAUGACUGAAUAUUUAGAUAUUCUAUACCAUCAUGGUGGAGUCAUGGACUUCUCGGGUUUGGAACUACGAUAUGUUUGUGUUUUUUCAGAGAAGAUAUCGAUAGAUAUUGAUGAAGUGUCGUACUUCGAACUUUUUUGAAGUGUCAACUAACGGUCAAACAGACAGAAAGUUGACGAUUUGGAUAUUAGAUUUUUUUCGAAAAGGUUUGGCUAUUAUAUUGUUUAAAAUAAAAGGUUUGGAUAUUAAAUUGUAUUUACCCUUUAAUGUAUUGAAUCAAUUGAUGUAUUAGACAAAUACUUUGUUUGGAGGUUUAGAUUGUGUUUUUGUUGUAAAAGCAUAAAAGUUAAUUUGAGUGAUUGUGAACAAUCUCUACAAAAAGUAGAGAUUCACAAUCCCUCGAUUUUGAGUGAUUGUGGUGGGGUCUCUAAAAAGUGAAUGCAUGUAUUCUAGUUCAAUAUCACCUAAAAAAACGACUUAAUCUUACAAAUACAUGAAUUAGCUCAAUACACCAUUUGAAAUCACAACUUCCAAACGACCCCUUAUACAUAUGAACUGUGCUCUUGCAUCAUUGUGAUGUAGUCAUCAAUGAGCGAUCAAACCACACAGUGUCACACACUAUGCUAUGAAUAAGGAAUAGCCUCGGUUGCAUGCGAUAAUGCCUUCUAAAUAUGCGCGGGCAUUGUAUUCAUGAUUUAGAUUGAAUUAGUCUUUCAUAAGACAUUGAUUGCAUUUGGGUUCUCUUGCAACCAAUAUGAGCACGAAUUGUUAAUCGACGCUAAUGCGAUGAACCUUCACCAAAACGCAGACCGAGUAAACGUAAACACCAAUAGUGAAAAUACUGGUACUCUUCCAUCUCUUCUUCUUCUUCUUCAAAUGACAACCUAUCUGCGAAAGGCGUGAUGAUGUGUUUAGUUUAAAAAAGGGGGGAAGUUUCACAUGAGUUUUAUGUGCGGAUGGUGAAUGAGGUCUUGCUAUUUAUACCAUCAUAUGUUCAAUCUUCAAUCAAUAAUUUACGCAAAAGGAGAAAAAAUAAUGAUCAUAUAACGAAUGACAAAAAACGAGAGUAUACAAUGGUUAUAAAGUAACAUACGUAUAGGGAAAGAAAUCAAACCGUUGAUUUUCUUGCUAGUUUAGGUCAUAACCUACCUUUUGGAACACAUCAUGUUGAUGUGUGUAGUUAUGAUUUAUGUAGAUGGUUAGAGUAAGAUGUAAUGAGAAUCUCUCAACCUCGAUUUAUUAAUAUAUGAUCUAAGAUGCU